CGCUAGGUUUCAUUACCGUCUUUGUGAACUUUCAAUUCAAACCUUCGGCCAACUGCGAAACGAGAAAAAGGAACUUGACAACAAAACAUUUUCGUACCAAUUUCGUGCCCUAGAUUUUCGCUCUUUGGCCAUUUACUCCUAAAAUUCCUUGGGUUCCAACAAUGAUCCGAUUCAUUUUGUUGCAAAACAGGCAAGGCAAGACUCGUCUAGCCAAAUACUAUGUUCCCCUCGAGGAUUCCGAGAAGCACAAGGUCGAAUACGAGGUUCAUCGGCUGGUGGUUAACAGAGAUCCAAAGUUCACUAAUUUCGUUGAGUUCCGUACGCACAAGGUAAUAUACAGGCGGUAUGCUGGUUUGUUUUUCUCAUUGUGUGUUGAUAUAACGGAUAAUGAGUUGGCAUAUUUGGAGUGCAUCCAUUUAUUUGUGGAGAUAUUGGACCAUUUUUUCAGCAAUGUUUGUGAGCUCGACUUGGUUUUUAAUUUUCACAAGGUUUAUCUGAUUCUUGAUGAAUUCAUUCUUGCUGGAGAGCUUCAAGAAACAAGCAAAAAGGCUAUCAUAGAGAGAAUGGGGGAGCUGGAGAAGCUAGAGUAAAGAUGAUUCUGCAUGAAAGAGUCGUGUUGAUUUUUCUCAAUUCUUGCUUCUUUUUUUUGGGGGGUGUUAUUAUAAGUCAUUCAUCUGUUUUGCACAGCCAAUUCUUUACUUGUAUUGUCAGAAAACUUAAAUACCUAGUGUCCCGGCACUCCUCUUUUCCCCUUCAACUGUUUGUGCAAUGUUUCAACAAGGCAUGUAAAAGAAACCCGUGUUAUUAAUGGGGUAGCUUCUCUUGUUGUCCAUUUGGUAUUUUAUAUAUAUGAGUAGGUUUCUUGACCU
Molecule: messenger RNA, 869 nt
Organism: Theobroma umbraticum
Lineage: Eukaryota; Viridiplantae; Streptophyta; Magnoliopsida; Malvales; Malvaceae
Product: SNARE-like superfamily protein
Biological process (GO): protein transport; clathrin-dependent endocytosis
Cellular component (GO): AP-2 adaptor complex
Molecular function (GO): clathrin-cargo adaptor activity
Source: RefSeq, a predicted model, not a curated record